AAGACGUCAAUCUCAGCAGCAUAGUGAAAAUUUGCCCGUGAAAAGAAAAGUAGAGGAACCAAACAAAAUCACUUAAAAGCUAUAAAAAAUAUGCAUGGAAUCCGUGGAAUUCUAUUGAGAAGUGUUUUUCAGGUGUCUGCACGAGCUUAUAGCAGUUCCAAUGCCCUUGCCACUUUAAGACGAAAAACAGGCUACACAAUAUCUAACUGCAAGAAAGCAUUGGAUUUACAUCAAAAUAAUAUUGUGGAGGCGGAAAAGUGGCUCGAUGACCAGGCACAAGCCAUGGGAUGGUCAAAAGCAGAGAAACUAGAAGGACGAAAGACUCAACAGGGCCUCAUAGGUGUUCUUGUCAGAGAGAAUUGUGGAGUCAUGCUGGAAGUAAAUUGCGAGACAGAUUUUGUAGCACGAAAUAGGACGUUUCAGGAUUUUUUGUCAGCAUCUUCCAAUACUUGCUGGGAAUACAUUCGGGAAAAUAUAAAUAAUGAUUUAGAUGUAUCACAAAAAAAUCUUUCUGGAGAUGAAUUAAAAACUCUCUUAGCCAGAGAUGGUAAAACUCUUACUGACCAUCUAGCUAUUUUGAUAGGAACCGUAGGAGAGAAUGCUACUCUCCGUCGUGGAAUUGGAUUUAAGAGUGAAUACAAGAGCAUUUUUCUCUCAGGCUAUGCUCACCCUCCACAAUCAAAUCGAGAUGGUUUUGCUUUUGGGAAAUUUGGUGCGAUUGUAGCAUUUCGUCGCAUAGAUACACCACAAGACCUCAUGUUAGAGCGUAGAAUAUGUCAACAUAUUGUGGGCAUGAAUCCAAAGAAAAUAGGAAAGAAAAACAUAGAUAUAGCCAACGUGAAUGCAGAUAAUGAAGAUAUUCUAAUCUAUCAAGAAUACAUUGCAGAUACUUCCAAGACUGUGGGAGAAGUCUUAGAUGAAUCUCGUCUUCAAGUGUUAAACUAUACACGAUUUGAAUGUGGCGAGGAGAGUGAUUCUUAAAAAUUCACACUACAAGCAUAAAUUUAUUCUUUCUUCCUAGAAUAAAUAGACAUAAAAUCUUUGAAGAGCAUAUUUGUGUUAUUAUCAUAAGGUCUUAUUGAGUCCUCUUUCCCUUUUAAAUGUUUAGCAGGAUCCACUUGUAAAAUAUUGCUGUCUACGUUCUUGCUAAAUAAAUUUUUGUAGAGUAAGCGAUAUUUCUCUGACUGAAUAAGGCCGAUCUGCUGGUAAAGUGCCACAGAUGAAGUCCACAUGUACAGAUAGAAUACUAUGUACAAAAAAAAACAUAAGUAAAAAAAAUAAAAUACAAAAUAAAGAAAAAGUCUUACAAAUACAAAAUCCACCUGCACAAGUUGUUGCUAUAAGUUCUCCCAAAGGUAAUUGCUUCUUGAGGAAAAUCAUUGCAAUAAUAUGGAUGAUCAAGAAUACAAAAACUUUGCCCAUAUUUAGAAUUAUAAAGGGCAUAAUUAGGUAUUUGUUGAGCUUAAAAAAAGUACACAAUUAGAAUAAUAUCAAUAAUGUGCUCUUAAAGGACACGUAGGGCUAGUAAGAGACAUAUGUGUGCUUUGUGGAGUUCAAGAUUUCACAAAAAGAUUAUAAUAAUUUUUUUUUGCCCUACGGGCAUUUAUGUGAGGUCCAGCCAGGGUUGCUUUGUGUAGAUAGGGGGGCGGGGGUGAGUGCAUGCGAAUAGAACUUACCCCCCAAGGCACCACAAAGCAAUUUCAUCACUAUAUACCUUUAAUAUUAAUUGUUCAUAUUAGGUAUAUUUUGUUAAAUUGAGCUCAAGUGUAUUAAAUGUUUUUUUCAAAA
Phlebotomus papatasi is the source of this 1788-nucleotide messenger RNA. RefSeq names its product elongation factor Ts, mitochondrial (gene mEFTs). Gene Ontology annotation, cellular component: mitochondrial matrix. Gene Ontology annotation, molecular function: translation elongation factor activity; protein binding. Bases 91 to 981 code for a protein of 296 amino acids. Lineage: Eukaryota; Metazoa; Arthropoda; Insecta; Diptera; Psychodidae. Gene Ontology annotation, biological process: mitochondrial translational elongation. The transcript is spliced from 2 exons. The record is from RefSeq and is a predicted model, not a curated record.